AUGAGCUCUGAAGACCUGUUGAAACAGCUGCAAGCUCAGUUCGCCGCACAAGGGCAGCACUUGGACAGGGAAGACGUCCUGAACCUGGCUCGACAGCUGCAUGUGGACACGCAGAGCGACUGGUGCGAGGCAGCUGGCCAGUCUGAGCCCUUAACGACACGGCUCAAGAAUCUAUUGAAGGAUUAUCCAGCUGAUGUAGGCCUUUUCAAGGAGAUGGUGCAGAAUGCAGAUGAUGCCGGCGCCACGCGGGUCCAUUUUGUUUGGGAUGCGCGACCGCAGCGGAAGGAGAGCCUCCUUUCCCCAGAGAUGAAAGCCUGGCAGACAAACUGUCUUUGGGCAUACAACGAUGCGCUCUUCACGGAGCAGGACUUCGAAGCGAUCUGCCGGCUCGGUGUCGGCGGCAAAAGGGAGAGGUCAGAGCGGAUCGGCCGGUUCGGCCUUGGCUUCAAUUCGGUGUAUAAUCUCACCGAUGUGCCCAGCAUUCUGAGCGAUUCCCUGGUCCUGUUUCUGGAUCCGCACGUCUCUCAUCUCUCCAAGAUGGGGGCCUCGAGCCAGAAACCUGGCAUCAAGCUGCGCUUCUUGAAAGUCCCUGUCUUGGAGCGUUUCCGGGACCAGUUCGAGCCCUACCACAAGCUCUUGGAUUGUGAUUUGGAGCCUUAUCUUGAGUCGGGCGAGCCAUUUCGGGGCACGUUGAUACGAAUUCCCUUCCGGACAAAGGAGUCUGCAGCGAAAAGCGAGAUUAGCAAGAUUAUUGUAAAUGAUGAAAUGGUGGCGGCAUUGUCGCACCAAUUUCAAGCUGAGGCAUACCAAUGGCUCUUGUUUUUGCAAAACGUGCAGGAAGUUUCCAUGUCGCGCCUGCAGAUCCAAGACGGAGAGCCUCUGCUCCAGAAUAUUUUUUCAGUCUCUUUGGCCAGCCGUGCAGAGAAGUUGACGAAGAGACCCAGUUUGGUCACAUGUGGAAGCUCUGGUCGCAGCACUGCUGUCUCCACGCAACUAGAGGUUGUGUGCAAAGGGCCUGACGGCCAGACGCAGCUGCGGCGAUAUCAGCUGUUUACAGAUGCCCAGCAUGGGUUCAAGACGCGCGUGUGCCUGGCAGUUCCGCUCUUCCGGGAGCAAGACGGUUGUGAUGGUUGGUAUCAUGAUGAAGAUGGGCGGGUGUUUUGCUUCCUCCCUCUUCCACGUAACAUCGACCUUGGGCUGAGACUGCACGUCCACGCGCCAUUGAAUAUGGCACAGGACAGACGAAGCAUGCUUCUCGAUAAUCGCAUCGGCGAGUCGGAGCAAGAGUUAGUGCGGCACAACCUACUGCUGCUGGACGAUCUCAUUCCGUCUGCGCUCGUCUCUUGCCUCAUGGACUUGGCGGUGAAACGAAACCAGAUGCCUCCCUGCCACUUCUUCGCUUUGUUCCCGAGGCUUUUCAACUGUAAAGGGAACGUGUCGCCUUCAGACCGCAUCGCGAGAACAUUCUACGCCCGUCUGCUGGGUCUUGUCAGGGGCGAGUCGUGCCCUUUACCUGUUGCUGCAACAAUAAAUGCUCGGGGCCAAAGUCGCACUGAAGCACCUCCAGGCUAUUGGGUAAAGGUAGCCGACGCCGUGUUUGUCCCGACAGCCGGUACUCCUGGUGUGGAACAGAUUUCGCAGAGUCUGCUCGACAACGUUGUGGAGUGCUUGCUUCGUUGCGGUGUCCCUCUUGUCGAUGCCCCCCAGCCCGUGCUCGAGUCGAUCGAACGGGUCCUGGAGCCACGCCAGCCUGUUAUCUUGACACCUGCAUGGCUCCGGCAGUAUUUGCGGUCAGCCGCAGGCGGCAAACGCACUCACACGCUCAAGAAGCAGCAAGCUUCGACAGUGUUUUCGGAGCUGACUCCGGAGGACGUUGCAAGCUUCCUGGAGUUCUGCACUGGUGACGGCAACACCGCUGACUUGCAGGGUGUGCCCUUGGUUUUGUGCGAUGACGAAUUGACUGUGCAUGUGUUUUCCAGCGACGCACAAGCAGUGUUUUUCCCACAAAGUCAACUGGAGCGUCGCCUAUUUCCAAACAGAGACGGGCGCAAGCUACUUCUGUCCGCGAGAUUGGAAUCGAGGCCUGUUGUUUGGGCGAAGUUGAAGGAGAUGGCGAAGGCAUUUGAAACGGGUGGCAGAGCCGAUGCGCGGCCUGAUGGGAGGCAAUGCCCAUGCUUCCAGUGCAGGACGGUAACUUUUGAGCUCCUCAUAGAGGCUCUGCAGUCACUUUUACCACGAACGUGGAACGAUCCAGUGCCGCAGGUUUCAGCAUCGGACUAUUCGGAGUGGAUUGAGGACUGGCUUCAAGCAAUGUGGAAGUGGAUGGAUGCGAAAGAUGUUUCUCUUUCACGACUUGUUCACUGGCCUCUAAUUCCAAGUCUAUGCGGUGGGUCCAAAGUUGACUUGUUCCGUAUACCUGAGGCCCACAAGAAGGUGCUGUUUUCGGACAGCAGACCUCGGAAACCGCCCCCUCCGCCACCGCCACCACCCCCACCUCCCCAGUCAUCUACACAACCAGCCCAGCCCGCCGAGCCUUCCCAGCCGCCUCCAGAGACGGAGACGGAGCCUGCACCGGACACGCAGAGAGCUGAUAAGCCAAAGGACUCAGUGCCGUCGACAUCUGCGUUGAUACAAGAGCUCCUGGUGGCACUGAACUGCCGUCCCGUGUCGGAGCCGACGUGGUUGCUUGAUCAUCACCAGAAGCAGAUUCGAACUUGUGUUCACGCAUCCACUUUCGAGGGCUUCCUCCGGGCCAUGCACUUCGCAUCCAGGCUUCUGCCUGGGAAAGAGAAGCUGAAGCCGGCAGCUGCACUUCACGCAGCCCUUUGCAGCAAGCUCACCAAGCACCAUGCCAAAGCUUUGCUGGUCAUGGCAGCAUCUGUCCAGCGAGAGGGCUGUGUGGAGGAGUCAGUAGCCUCGGCCCCAAAUUGGAAGGCGAAAUCCGAGGCUUUCUCUGGGCUUCCCCUCUUCUGCAAGUUUAACCAACCCUCUGAGAGGAUGUGUCUCAGCAGCCACGCCUUGGUCCUCGUCCCGGAGACAUGUCCACAGGUGGUGUCCGCCUUGCGGGCGGCCGAAAUCACGGAGUUGGCCUGUGCUGAGAUUCCGGAGGAGGUGCUGACAGCGCUGACGCCGGCGGAGUCGGCGGCUGUCACCACACUUCUGCGGGAGCUAAGCCUGCCGAGACUGAAGUGGGCAGACUUGCUUCAGGACCAGGUGUUCCCUUGGGCAGCAAACGCUCGCAACACUGACGUCAUGGUGCGCCAAGGUCUGAUGAGGGCCUUGGUCUAUCAUUGGCGGGAUAUGGAACUGAUGGGAAAUACCACUUGCCUGGCGGCAUUGCAACGAAUUCCCUUCAUUAGCACAGUUGGAGGCAGCAUCAUGUCGGCGGUUGAUAUGCUGGAUCCAACCGUGGAGAAGCUUCGCGCGCUGUAUGGGCCCGGUGAUGUGCCAGGGCCCUUUCCAGAUAGUCGCUGGCUGUCAGCAGAGUGCCGAGCAGUGCUUCACUAUAGGACCGAGCUGAGUUACCAGGAGAUAAGUGAGCGGCUUGGCUUCCUACACCAAAUUGAAACAGAGCGUCGCAGAGCGCUGGAAGCUUCCGGGUCCAAUGCUGCGCUCCAGGCUUCGUUGGAGGUACGGGCAGUUGCCAUGGCUUUAGUUAGAUACGUCUGCGACGAUGUCUGCGCUGCGAUGAGGGAUGGGGAGGUCGAUGUGGGGAAGCAAAAGGAGGAGCGGCCCCGUCAAUCGGAAGGCGGCUUCUGGCAAGCUCUGGACUUUGUGGGAAUGCUCAGCGGACCUGCAGAAGCCGCGAAGCCUGCGAAGAAAGCUGCCAAGCUCUCACCGGAUGAGCUAAUGUCGAUCCAGUCGAAGCUCAAACGAUGCUACUGGCUCGCACCACUUCCUCGCCCAGAUGGGUGGCCCUUGGACGCUCCUUGGAGAGGUUCAGAAUGUGGCCUCUGCUCAGCGGAAGAGGUGCGUUUGGCUUCAGAGGAGUUCUUGGUUGGCAUGGCGGGGAAGUGCAGUGCGAAGUGUAGCGGGGAGGAGUGCCUUGGAAUGAUGGAGAAGCCGGGUGAAGGAUUGAUCAAGGAGCAGCUCGCAAAGAUGCAGGCCUGGGCAUCGAUGCUGCCAGAUGAAAAGCGAGAGGUGAGCUCGCCGUGGAUCACUCGAUGCCUCUAUGAUCACCUGUAUCCCACCUUCUUGAAUGCUACGCAUGUUGAGGAGAUUGCCAGCGACAGCAACCAGCAGCUGUGGGUUGCCAUCCCAGUCAGAGUGCAGGUGCCACAAGGAGGUUUCUUGCCCAUGGCGCGAAUCGCUCGACAGCAUAUCGAAUUUCCGCCUUAUUUGGUCAAGGCACCUCCUGAAUGGAGGGAGAAGAUUCCAGUUCUGUGGUCCAAAGUGAAGGACAGCUUCGGCGUCCGAGAUUGCAGCGAGGCCUUGUGCAGGAUGGCUGAGAUCGCAAAGCAGUCCGGAAAGGAGUCUCUGGACUCUGAACCCCUUGACAGUGCUGUUCGCCUCAUACUCGCCAUCUCGGACAUGCUGCAGCAGGAGCGUGCAGAGAGCGCUGGCGCUGCGGCCGGCAGCAAGCUCGACAUCCUGAUGCCCACGACGGAGUCGACGCUGCGUUCUGCUCGGGACUGCGUCUUCAACAACAUGACUUGGCUGCCGGAUGUGGAGACGGCCGAUCUGAACCUCGGAAGCUACGGUCUCGUGCACCAAAAGAUCUCCCAUGCAGUGGCUCACACCUGCGGGUGCAGAGGCCUUUCCUUGGUCUAUGCUCGUGAGGCGACAGAGAUGCACGGAGCUGACUGGUGCGAAGCUGCAGGUCAGAGUGAGCCCAUAACCACGCGCCUGAAGAACUUGCUCAAGGACUACCCUGCGGACGUCAGCAUGUUCAAAGAGAUGGUGCAAAAUGCCGACGAUGCCGGCGCCACUGAGGUGCACUUCGUUUGGGACUGGCGACAACAUCGGAGGCAGUCUCUGCUCACCCCGGACAUGGAUCGCUGGCAAGGUCCUGCCUUGUGGAUCUUCAAUGAUGCGCAGUUCUCCAGCAAAGACUUCGAGAGCAUCUGCCGUCUUGGAGUCGGUGGGAAGCGUGACCAGAACAGGAAGAUUGGCCGGUUUGGACUUGGCUUCAACUCAGUAUACAACUUCACUGACUUGCCCAGCAUCCUCAGUGAUGACAUGGUACUAUUCCUGGACCCUCAUGUGCAUCAUCUGUCUGCCAUGGGAGCCUCCGUGCAGAAACCCGGUAUAAAGCUGCGCUUUCUGAAGAUCAAGGUCUUGGAAAAAUUCCGCGAUCAGUGGUUCCUGCCGUACCACCAGCUCCUGGGAUGCGACCUCUCCUCCUCUCGGCCCUUCCCGGGCACGCUGAUGCGCGUACCUUUCCGAACCGCAGAGGUGGCAAAGGCAAGCGAGGUGAAGGUGAGCAACAUCCAGAUGGACAAAGCUCUUGCAGCUGAGCUCACAUCGCAGUUUCGGGCAGAAGCUUUUCAAUGGCUACUUUUCUUGCAGAAUGUUGCCAGGAUCCGGCUGUCGGAAAUUCACGAGAACAUGGGGUCAGAGGAUGUUUUAACAACGACGAUCUGUGAGGUGAAGAUGGCAGUACCGGCCCCUUUGGCUUCCGAGACCGCGGAGGCGGAGGCCGACACACCAGCCGCCAAGCGCAUCUCCGCCAUCGGCUCCGAUUGUGUCAUUGCGGAUAUCACCAUCGACGCGACGGAGCUUCCUGGCAGCCAAAAUGGGAGCGACACCGCGGGCUAUCCCAAAGAGGCGGCAGACGUUCCCCUGCUGAAGCUCUCAAAGGAGGAGGGUCGACUCUUCUGCUUCCUUCCGCUUCCGAAGAGUGCCCUCUCGCUGCGCCUGGCGGCUCACGUGCACGCGCCCCUGAACACCACACAGGAUCGUCGAAAUGUACUCAUGGAUGAGCGGGUCGGCGAAAGAGAGCUGAUCACCAAGUUCGUCUACUUGAUGUUCGCAUCCCUGAGCGCGUGCAUUGCUCGCUGCAUACUGAACCUUUCGACGCGGGACUACUUCAGCGUCUUUCCGGUCUUGCAUCCGAGUGGACGUGGUGGAGAUGGCCGCAAACAAGAGGUGCCGGAAAGCACCGUUGCAGAUCGAGUCGCCCAGUCCUUUUACAAGCUGCUGAUUCGACGCGCCGAGCCUUUCUUUCCGACCGUGGCCCCGUCGGAAGGAAUGACCUGGAGCACCUGCGUCUCCUUCAGUGAGGCGGUCUUCUGCUCCCCUCGCGAGGCAAAGCUAUCCAGUGGCGGUCCCGCAGACCAGGGAGCUGCGCUUCUGACGGCCGUGUGCCAAUGUCUUGCGCGUUUUGGCGUUCAUGUGGUGAAGAUCCCGCUCCGAGUGCUCGAAUCCUUUGAACAAGUACUGCACCCCGCGCAGCCGCGCGUGUUGACUCCGGCGUGGUUACGCCAGUUCCUUCGAGCAGUUGGCGCCAGCAAUUCCAGCAGGGGCCUCGGCGCCGAUCACGGGAAGCCUUCCAUUGCGAAAGCCCUGUACGCCACGCUCCCCGCCUCUGAGAUGCGCAAGAAUGCAGAGGUCUCCAUCUCGUCUUUGACAACGGAGGAGGCCAUUGCUUUGUUGGACUAUGCCAUAGCAGACGGGGACUUCGCAGACCUCGAGGGAGUACCGUUGCUGAUUUCAGAGGAUGCAGCAGUGGGAACAGUGAGCUUCACUUCCACGUCGAGUGCUGCCGGGAUUUUCGUGCCCGAGGACGAUGAUGAGUAUCAGCUCCUUCCCCAGGCUGGAUGCCUCUGCCUCACCCUGCAGCUCUUGCAUCACUCCUUCAUCUUUUCCCUUCCCCGCUUCUCGGCGCGCUCCCAGCCGAUCUUGUGGAGGUGUGGCAGCACCUUCGGCAGAUGGCUUCCGGCGAUGCACCACAAGGGCAGAAGCCAUCAGGCCCAAGCGGAAGUUUCCAGCCCCAGCCUCAGGCUGAAGCGGAUGAGCGUCGAGCCGCUGAUGGCCGCGUUGCAGGAACUGCUGCCCAAGGGCUGGAAUGUGAAGUCUCCGGAGGUGCCCAAGUCCGAGUGGGAAGGCUGGGUGGAGACAUGGUUGCGGACGCUGAUGCUCGGCGGCACUGCAGACAGAGGUUCCAGCCAAGAACCUGCUCCAUUGGCCGCUGGUGCCAAGUUUGCGACCACUUCCGACCCCGAACCGGUCUCAGACACGCAGCCAGAGUACAAGGUUCGAUUGCACAGGCUGCUCCCGGACAGUACCCUCUUCAGCGCAUCGGAAGAGCAAGCCUCCAGAAGGCAGGACUCACAACAGAUGGACAGGCCAGCCAGUGGAAUCUUGAGCGGAGAGCAUGUCUGGUUGCCCAAGUGGCUGAAGGGAGAUCGAGAACGCCAGCUGAGCGGCAGCUCAUUCCAGACUGCGAUUACUGGUCAGGGAGAAGCAUGCCGGGCAGGAGGAGCAGGCAGCUUUGGCUGCUUGGCUUGUGCGAGCCAGCGUCGAAAGCUGCGUCGGGUGCUUGACGUGCUGUUUCCUGGCCCCACAUCUGCGCUUUCUGGACUCAACAUCUUGGACAAGGACUGCCCCCGCAGCGCAGAGAGCACCGAUGACCAGACUGGCGCCGUCGUGACGAACCAAGUUCGCCCAUGUGGCAACCUUGGGUCCGUCAAAAAGCUCCUGCAGUGCAAGGCCACGACAGCAAAAGCAAAAGGAACAGAGGGAUG
Messenger RNA from Symbiodinium necroappetens, 7685 nucleotides. The record is from the annotation of a GenBank genome assembly. Lineage: Eukaryota; Dinophyceae; Suessiales; Symbiodiniaceae.